GCCCUGGCUACGCCUACGGCACUGGUCGCGCGCUCGGCGUCGGCGGUGCUUACGGCGCCAGCGGUGUGUACGGCGCCGGCGGGGCGUACGGCGCCGGCGGUGCACUCGGCGGCGGCGGCGCGGACUGCGGCACGGCGACCUGCGCCAGCGUCACGGCCUGCAUGGGCUGCGGCCCUGGCUGCGGCGUGGCCUGCGCCGAGGGCUCAGGCUGCGGCACGGGUGGCGCCACGACCAUAAGCUACGUGGGCCCGGGGGGCGACUACGCCCAGGAGACCACCUACAGGUACGUCGGCAUGGGCGCGGGCGAGUUCGGGGCGGUCCGCAUCCCCGGGCGCGGCCCCAACAUGUGCCUGAUCUGCCUCGUCCCCCUGGGGCUGUCGCUCCUCGCGCUGCCAUUCCUGAUGUUUGCGAUGGCGCCCGGCUCGACCACCACGACAACGACGACGACGGUGACGAUGCCCCCCGCGCCGGUGCUUGACCGGCCGACUCCCCCGCCUGACGCGCCGACUACGACCACCGAGAAGACCACCACCACGGCGGCGCCGCCCCCGCCGCCCCCGCCUCCGCCGCCCCCGCCCCCGCCUCCCCCGCCCCCGCCCCCCCCGCCCACCACCACGGAGAAGAAGAUCAACUGCGGCGAGGGCGAUGUCGUGUCCUGGGACGUGCCCAAGAAGGUCUACUGCUGCCUGCACGAGGGCAAGGGAUGCCCGACGACACCGACUGCUCCCAGCACUAUGCCGGCGCCGGUGCCGGUCCCUGUCCCCGUCACGGUCGCGCCAGUGGUCACCACGGCAAGGAGCACCACGUCCCCGUGCCCGAUAGACUGCAACGCUGGAUACAACGACCUCGACCCGCUGCAGUGGGUCCGCGGCUGGUCCGGCGAGAAGAAGCUCUACUGCUGCAAGACCGCGAACAGGGGCUGUCCCUCGGAGCUGCCCCCGCCCUCCGGCCUCCCGCAGGGCGACGCCCCCCCCGAGAAGGACAACAGCGAGUACGACUGCGACGCGGGCUACCACCACUGCAUGCACUGCCUGGAGCUGUCCUGGUCGCCGCAGAAGAUCGACUACUGCUGCAAGAAGGAGCACAAGGGCUGCAAGGGCGAGGAGCCCGAGUGA
This is a messenger RNA of Prorocentrum cordatum, 1115 nucleotides long. Lineage: Eukaryota; Dinophyceae; Prorocentrales; Prorocentraceae. The record is from the annotation of a GenBank genome assembly.